Molecule: messenger RNA, 1974 nt
Organism: Felis catus (domestic cat)
Lineage: Eukaryota; Metazoa; Chordata; Mammalia; Carnivora; Felidae
Gene: SMYD3
Product: SET and MYND domain containing 3
Exons: 12
Coding region: 97-1668 (523 amino acids)
Cellular component (GO): nucleus
Molecular function (GO): histone H4 methyltransferase activity; protein binding
Source: RefSeq, a predicted model, not a curated record
UACGUGAGCGCGCAGGGCGCAGGCGCGCGGCUCCCGGCGGCACGCGAGACGCCAGCUGCGGGAAGCGGAGGACGACUGAGGUGCCGACCUGAGGUGAUGGAGCCGCCGAAGGUGGAAAAGUUCAGCUCCGCCAACAGGGGAAAUGGGCUGCGCGCCUUGGUGCAGCUGCGCCCCGGAGAGCUGCUCUUCCGCUCGGAUCCCUUGGCGUACACGGUGUGCAAGGGGAGUCGUGGCGUCGUCUGCGACCGCUGCCUCCUCGGGAAGGAAAAACUGAUGCGAUGCUCUCAAUGCCGAGUUGCCAAAUACUGCAGUGCCAAGUGCCAGAAAAAAGCUUGGCAAGACCACAAGCGGGAAUGCAAAUGUCUUAAAAGCUGCAAACCCAGGUAUCCCCCGGAUUCCGUUCGACUUCUUGGCAGAGUUGUUUUCAAACUUAUGGAAGAAACACCCUCUGAAUCGGAGAAACUUUAUUCAUUUUAUGAUCUGGAGUCAAAUAUUAACAAACUGACCGAAGAUAAGAAAGAGGGCCUCAGGCAACUUGUAAUGACAUUUCAACAUUUCAUGAGAGAAGAAAUACAGGAUGCUUCUCAGCUGCCACCUUCCUUUGACAUUUUUGAAGCUUUUGCAAAAGUGAUCUGCAACUCCUUCACCGUCUGUAAUGCGGAGAUGCAGGAAGUUGGCGUUGGCCUAUAUCCGAGUAUGUCUUUGCUCAAUCACAGCUGUGACCCCAACUGCUCCAUUGUGUUCAACGGGCCCCACCUCUUGCUGCGAGCGGUCCGCGACAUUGAGGCGGGAGAGGAGCUCACCAUCUGCUACCUGGACAUGCUGAUGACCAGCGAGGAGCGCCGGAAGCAGCUGAGGGACCAGUACUGUUUUGAAUGUGACUGUAUUCGAUGCCAAACCCAAGACAAGGAUGCUGACAUGCUUACUGGUGAUGAGCAAGUAUGGAAGGAAGUUCAAGAAUCGCUGAAAAAAAUUGAGGAACUGAAGGCACAUUGGAAGUGGGAGCAGGUUCUGGCCAUGUGCCAGGCGAUCAUCAGCAGCAACUCGGAACGGCUUCCCGAUAUCAACAUCUACCAGCUGAAGGUGCUCGACUGCGCCAUGGACGCCUGCAUCAACCUGGGUCUGCUGGAGGAGGCCUUGUUCUACGGAAUUCGGACCAUGGAGCCGUACAGGAUCUUCUUCCCAGGAAGCCACCCGGUCAGAGGCGUGCAGGUCAUGAAGGUCGGCAAGCUGCAGCUGCACCAGGGCAUGUUCCCGCAGGCCAUGAAGAACCUGAGGCUGCUGGCUCCGAAAACACGUGAUCUGUGCUGCUCGCCCCUUUCCAUGGUAGAAAUGUGCCCGCCGUGGCUGAUUCAGGCUCCUCAUGGAAAAUCAGCCCCCAGAAAUCAGGACGGUUUAACGGUCAGCUUUUGCCAACUGGUGCAAACUGGCCUUCAGAGGACCCCUGCACUCGGGCCCCACCCUUCUCCACGCCUCCCCACCCAAUCCCCACAGGACACUGUCCGUAAGCCCCUGUCAGGCUGGCCUCUGGACCACCUGUCUGCAGUCCACCUUUGCAGCCUGCACCCCCUCCAGCUGCCCCUGCCUCUCCAUAAGGCCAGCGUUCACUGGGCCACCCGGGGUUGCCCAGGACACCUUGAACCGGUCACACUUAGGUCUUUACCAUGACGGUUCCUGUGCCUCAAAUGCUCCCCCACUCCCCCGACCACUCCCUGAGCUGGCCCAGCUGCAACCUGGUUUUCCCCAUGUGCUCCUCUCCGCGUGCCGACCCUGCCAGCAGAGUGUUCGCCCCACGGUACAGGCACAUCUCGGACGCACCGCGGGCCUGCUUCCAAACCAGCACAGUAAAGCCAAUAUUGCAAUAAAGAGGGUCCAGUGGACUGUUACCCAGUGUAUAUAAAAGUUAUGUUUACACGAUACUAUAGUGUAUGAGGAAUACAACAGCAUUAUGUCUAAAUAUAUAUACAUACCUUA